AUGGCCACUUCCACCCCAGAUGACCUUGACCUUUUCAUCGACAACUACACCGAGACAAAAAACCCCGAGGCUUUCCUCAAACGCAAGACCUUGCCAGGACUUUUACUUUUUCUACCUUUCACGAUGCAAUUCAUCAAUGUAUCCUUGGCCAUAACCUCCUGGUAUUUGGCAUCCUCCUUGCCCAGGGUUUUCCUCGUAACCAGAGUGUUCAUUGUUCUUUCGUACUUGUUCAACGUAAUCACUUAUGCUUUCAUGGGCCUGCCUACUAUUCCCACGUACAGAGCGUUCUGGUGGGCUUUUUUGUUUAUGGUGGUCACAAUCGGCUUGCAAAUCGGCAGCAUUGUGGAAAUACAGCAGGCGAAGGCAUCGAUUGACCCUGUCGAUUUGCGGGUGCUGAUGGGUUUUGAUAUCUUUUCUCUUGUGACACUUACAUUUGCUCUAUGCUUUCACGCCGGUCAGCUUUACCUUAGCAGACGGUACUUACAGUGGAAAUUGAAUAGGGCGGCGAGUUGCAAAAGGAAAAAACACAAUAUUGCCAAUGCUCAAGGUGGAUGUUUGAAUUUGCAGAAAUUGGAGAGGGCCUUCCUCAGGUAG
Messenger RNA from Candidozyma auris, 594 nucleotides. RefSeq lists its product as uncharacterized. Bases 1 to 594 code for a protein of 197 amino acids. The transcript has 2 exons. The record is from RefSeq and is a predicted model, not a curated record. NCBI's taxonomy places the organism in Eukaryota, Fungi, Ascomycota, Pichiomycetes, Serinales, Metschnikowiaceae.